This is a messenger RNA of Aureobasidium subglaciale EXF-2481, 1104 nucleotides long. RefSeq lists its product as uncharacterized. The coding region runs from base 1 to 1104 and encodes 367 amino acids. Gene Ontology annotation, molecular function: DNA-binding transcription activator activity, RNA polymerase II-specific; zinc ion binding. The transcript is spliced from 2 exons. Gene Ontology annotation, biological process: regulation of transcription by RNA polymerase II. The record is from RefSeq and is a predicted model, not a curated record. NCBI's taxonomy places the organism in Eukaryota, Fungi, Ascomycota, Dothideomycetes, Dothideales, Saccotheciaceae.
AUGUCCUCCCGUCGGUUUCAUAGGAAAUCGCGAAGCGGAUGCUCGCAUUGCAAGAAAAGACAUAUCAAAUGUGAUGAAGGUCGUCCAAACUGCGCGAACUGCCAGCGAGCAGGUGUCGUAUGUACCUAUGAUCAACUCAAAGUACCCAGUAGUCCAGCACAAAGCGCAAGUGCAAGUCCAGCUGGUUCUACAGCGUCUACUUUGGUGUACGACCAUGCUCCGACGUUCGAUAUGCUCGACCUGACUCUGAUGCACCACUACACAAUAUCAACAUCUCUCGACUUGUUUGCUGGACAAGGCUCUCGGAAGAUCUGGCAAGAGGUGAUUCCGAGGGAAGCGCAAUCAAGUCCCCUACUAAUGCAUGGUCUUCUUGCGCUGGCAUCCAUGCAACUUGCCUCGACACGACUCAACGAGCGACAAAUAUAUGCAACUCGAGCAUUGGCUCACCAGAAUGCUGGAACUAGGCUGUUCCGAAGCAUGCUCGAACAAGUCCGUACACCCGAUGGCCAUGUUAUCUUCAUAUUUAGCAUGAUCCUACCAAUCUUGGCUUUCGCCUUUCCACACACGUGUGACGAUCCACCAGACAUUGACGGUAUACUCGACCUGUUUAGUUUGAUUCGAGGGUGCAAAACAGUGUGGCUCAUGAAUCCGGAACUCAUUGAUGCUAGUCCGGUAGCGCAAUGGGUCGAGACUACCAUUGUCGGACAUCCGAUCGAGAUGAAACCAGAAGUCGAUCAUCGAUUCCAAGCUCUGCGAGCAAGCUUGACAAAUCCAGCAGAUAUUGUUGCCUGCGAUCAGCUCAUAGACUUCACUCGUGGAGAGCUUGCGACAUCGCCUGAUGGAGUCGCAAACUUAGGGCGCUGGCCUACUAUGGUAUCGGAUGCGUUCUGGAUGCGGCUGCAGAAUCACGAGCUGGACUCUUUGCUUGUACUCUCACAUUACUCUGUUGUCUUGGGCGCACCUAGCUAUCGCUGGUGGACUACUAAUUGGGACUCCAUCUUACUACAAGCCAUCGACAAAGCUCUGCCUGAAGCUGACAAGAAAGCAACGGGAUGGGACUAUGCUACCAUGAUGAAGUUCGCAAACUCGUGCAAGGCGAGAUGA